UGAUCUGCCCGUCUCUGUGCUGGUGUACAGUGGCAGCAUUUCUCUUCACUGCAGAGGCAGCUUCAAUCUCUACUCCAGGAUGUCGGGCCUUCUGACCAGCUCUCUUCUGCUCUUCCUCUCCCUGACGCUGUUCCAGACUUCCACACCAGAAGCAAAGCCUCUCUCUGCCAUGCGUGGAGUCCGUCUGCGAAGAGACCUGCGGGAUUCAGUGCCCUACGAGGCCCAGAUGAUGUCUUACCCUGCUGCUGACUUCAGGAGUCGGAGCAAUGAUCUGUACUACCAGCCAGAGGUCUUGAGAGCUCAAGGUCUUGGACAAGCCUUCCAGCGACUAGUGGAGAACGAUCAGAGGCGGGAACAGGAAGCAGCUUAUCUGGCGUCGAUGCUGCGGCUCCUGAACGAAGCACAGAAUAACGGACAGGGCAAACCUGAGGAAGAUGAGGAGGAGGAGAGUGAUCUCCAGAGCCAAUACCCUCCAGACUACGAUGAGACCGAGCAGGCCGUGAGCAUGGCCAAGCCCCAGGCUUCACGACAGGGCCUUCUGGACCCUCAGAUUACUCAGGCUCUACUCAACCGCUACAAGCAGGAGAGACUGAUGCAGACUGGACUUGCUCCGAACACCAACAGGAUACCAGAGAGAGAGCAGGACAAAGACCAAGAGAUGCUCAGGUACUUUGUUGAGAAGAUCCUCUCCAGCUUGGCGUCAGGUGGCAAUCAGGUAGGCCCUUCAAACCAGCGUGCUAAACGAGAUCUGAGCACUGUGGCCAACAUGGAGCAAUCUAGAGGACCCACCCUAAAACGCUCCCGCCGGUCCCUGGACUCCGGCCCCGGACCCUCCCCCCAAGUCGAGGCAUCACUAUUGAGGGUGAAACGGCUCGAUGGCGACAUGGAUGACGACGAGGUCCCAGGGCAGAGGAAUAGAACACCUCACGUCGGCCUGCAGAGGAUGAAGCGCAUAGACACUGACCUUCCACCCCCCAAAAAACACAGCCGCAAGCGCAGAGCCCUGACCUAUGAUCCCGCUCUGAUCGCACAGCACAUCCUCCAGUACCUGCCAGCCUAAAGAGUACAAGAAAGGGGGAAUAACAAGGAAAUGUUUGGGGGAAAAUAGAGGGAAAACUAGACAGAGAGCGGGACUGCAACAUUUCACUUGCUUACAGAUACGCCAGUGUUCAUUGUCAUCUGCCUAAAUCCAAUCAAGGUCUGCUUCCUGAGGUACUCUGAUAUGAUAUUACUCUGUUUCAGUGUUAUACUAUAAAAAAAUCCCACACACAUUACAGCUUAUGGAAUAUGCUUUUAGUUUUUCUUCUUUCUGGCUACAUUAUACAGUGUGGAAGGCCUUUUCUGCCAAAAAAAAAUUGAGAUCAUAUCUCACAAUUAUGACUUUUUUCUUCUUCUAAGAUUUAUGAGUUUAUAUAAAAAAUUUGGCUUUUCUUCUCCGAUUUCUGAGUUUACAUUUUGCAGUUCUGACUUUUUUCUCUCGGAAUUGGUAUAAAGUCAUAACUGUGAGUCUCAGUCUCAGUCACCUUUUUAAUUUUUAUUAAUUUUUUUUACUCCAUGGUGGAAACAGGCUUCCAUAGUACAGGCAUUAAAUGACCUUACCGACAUGGAAAUUAUCAUCAGUUACUGGCUUUCACAAGCAGCUCAUCGCUGUUUUUGUCAGAAUCAACAGGAUCAAGGUCACACUAAUCUUUAUUACAGACUGAGAUGGUUUUAAAAGAUGCUUCACUCUAAAUAAGAUCUGUUGAAUUACUCAAAACCACAAACAAAACCACAGCUUGAACAGCAUUUAGGUGAUGUUUUGUCAUGUGCAUUCUCCCUAAUGCACGUGACAAAAUUACCCAGAAUCCCUGAGUCUCUCAAUAGCUACAAGCAGCAUGACUGUGGUUCUACAGAGAUCCAAAUAUAUCAGAGCUUUGCUACAGCUGUCAGUGUGUUUGGAGACACGGUGUUUCAUAUUGUGUUAUAUUUACAGACUUAUGAAUCAGAUCAGUUAAAUAUUUGACAUUGCUAUAUCUACUCCUAUACCUAUUGUAUAUUGUUUCAGAAAUUAAGCUAAAUUUUUUCUUUUCUUUUCUGGAAACAAAUGAUUGAAAAACAAAAAUGAUUAAAAUCUAUUUAUUGCAUAAGAUGUCUGGUACAGGUUUAAACAGCAGCACAACAUCAGAUCAGCUGCUUUAUAUAGCAGUAGGCAGCACUACAAGAGUUCAGUCUCAAAAUGAGCCUAUCUAAAUGUCAAACCUGUUUCCUGUCCUCUCUUUCUCUGAUUGGCUGUCUGAAGUGAUGUACUAUCUUAUUAGUGUCAUAUGCAUCCUAUGCAAGCUUGAUGAAGUGUAUUUUGUCCCUUGACUUGGCUUCGAAACAUUCUGUCUGAUACUAAUCACUGUCUCAACUUCUUGCCCUCUGGGUUUGUAAUCUGACUAUUAUGAAUUUGUGAGAGAAAUCGUGGAUCUUAGUAUAUUUAAAUGCUUUUCGGUAUAUUUGUGCAGUCAUAAAAUCUUGUACAAAAAUACGUAUCUCUGCACUGCGAGUUUUGUCAAACAACAAAAAUCACUGUAAGAGCUAAUAAAGUGUAUGUGAACAAUA
Carassius carassius (crucian carp) is the source of this 2583-nucleotide messenger RNA. RefSeq lists its product as uncharacterized. Gene Ontology annotation, molecular function: endopeptidase inhibitor activity. Gene Ontology annotation, biological process: negative regulation of endopeptidase activity. NCBI's taxonomy places the organism in Eukaryota, Metazoa, Chordata, Actinopteri, Cypriniformes, Cyprinidae. The transcript is spliced from 3 exons. The record is from RefSeq and is a predicted model, not a curated record. Bases 80 to 1060 code for a protein of 326 amino acids.